Messenger RNA from Exophiala xenobiotica, 3447 nucleotides. RefSeq lists its product as hypothetical. The transcript is spliced from 2 exons. Bases 1 to 3123 code for a protein of 1040 amino acids. The record is from RefSeq and is a predicted model, not a curated record. Gene Ontology annotation, molecular function: protein binding. NCBI's taxonomy places the organism in Eukaryota, Fungi, Ascomycota, Eurotiomycetes, Chaetothyriales, Herpotrichiellaceae.
AUGGCCACUUACCGUUCUUUGUCUGUUCGCACCUGGACGCCACGCACGUGUCUAUACGACGAACGAUAUCGUAGUAACGGACAAAGCAGGCCUCAGCCAGAACACCAGCAUUCCAGUGCACAGAGACCGCCGCAGGAUCAAAUGUCGGGGCCUUCCAACCCGCAGAAGAGAUUGAAGACACGAGAACGAGAACGAGAACGAGAACGCAUCUUGGCCGCGCCGACAUCGCCGAAGAACUUGGCCUGGGACAACCCGUUUGGCGCCUGGCCGUCGAAGAAAAAGGGGCCUGAAAAGCAGAGGCAUGCAAGCUUGGAUGCCGAAUUGAAAAACCUGGUUCUGGAUGAGCGCCCGGACAGCCGCGAAGCCCGACCGAAUACUUCUCAUGGUCAUCGGAAAAAGGAAGAACAGAGGCCUCAUACUUCUCAUGCUCAGAGGCCGAGUAUGGGUGACCCUCCGCCGAUGGAUUUCCAGAUGCACCCACCAGUUGCAAGUAUGGGCCGGCCGGCCCCAGAGAUGAACCGCCCGCCGGCCGUGGGUCGUCUUCCACCGCGGCAGGAGACUCAGAUGCCACCUGCAGAGCUGAGCCGGUCUCCUCCAAUGAGUCGACACCCAGUUGACUUGAACCGCCCUCCUCCGCUGCAAGGUUUUCAAAGGCCUCCUCGAAGUGGUUCUAUGGAUACGAAUCGACCGCAGCCCCUCAGAUCGCAGGAAAAUGUCCCCCCUUCACCUAGACGCCUGCCUCGACAAGAUCCACGUGGUCCGACUCCACGCGUUGACCAGGAGCACCCUCGUACUGGGCCGUAUGGAGGCUUUGACAGCUAUGGCUCACAAGAAGGAUAUGACGCUCCCAAGGACUAUCAGCCGCCUCAAGACCCUAGGCGCAACGAGUACGUUCAAGAGGAUGGCUACAGGCAAGACUACAUCCCGCCCUCAAGGGCUUAUGAACCGCCGACUGAACCUCCGCACAAAAGACAACCGGCUCGCCCGCCUCGUCCAGAGAACUUCGAUAUAGACAACUACAGAGGCGUUCCCAACUCUGCGGUGCCUGGAAAGACAAGGAGGCGCGACAUGCCAAAUUUCGACGCCAUACCAAUGAGAGCAAAUGAAAAGCCCGAAGACCAUAUCAUUGUAGGUCAAGGUUCUUUUGAUCAGCAAAUCUACCGGAAGCCGACUUAUCAGGUUCCCGGUGCCUUUCCUCGCGGAUUGGACACAACACAGAAGAAGCGUUCUCCUCCAAACGACUUGGGCUCUCCUCUUACAGAGUUUUCUUUCGACCUUCCGUCGAGCGGCCCCAAUGGACCACUUGGGCGCGGGCAACCUCCUGCAUCAUACCAGCAUUCGUACGGCGAGCAGAGAGACCAUGGCUCAAGACAAGGCUUGGGAGGCUAUGAGAACAAUCAGAGGCAGCAAGUUCAGUAUCCUCCUCGAUCAGCAAGCAGGAACGGAAUGAAGCCGCCACCUACUGGAGAUCUUCCGCCUAUUCCAAGCAAUGGCCCAGGCUAUCGAUCGUUCAGUCAGGAUCAAUAUCCUGCUCGUCCUCACACCAGCAAUGCUCACCGACCGGCGCCACAACCCGAUCUGGGCGCAGAAUACGACCGGAGCUACUCUGACCAAUAUCGCGCCCCGUCGGCACCUGUACCUGGACAAUACAACCAAGGGUAUAGUCCAAGCCCAAGCCAGCAAUUACGGCAGCCAUACGGACAAGGGCCGGCUGCAAGGACCAUGUCCCAGGAUAACUAUGCCGGUGGACCACCACCCAGAAAACAGUCUCAUGACAAUUAUAACCCUGGACAAGUUCUACCUCCAGCUUCUUCUGCCCAUCCAGUUCCGGUACGACAUUACCCUGGUGCAAACGUCAAUGUCAACGCCAACCCAGAUGCACUUCCAGCUCACCCAGAACCAGCCCGGAGUAGCGGCAAUGCUAAUCAGCCGCCGCCGCCAGCGCCGCAGCCCGUUCAAAGAAAGGAGCUUUCCAUCACUAACAGCGGCCGAGAAUCUCCACCUGUUACCUCUCAAGAGCUCAACAGCCUACGUGUGGAGUACAGCAGGAACCCGGCCAACUAUGCUGUGGGAUUGAAGCUGGCGAAGAAGGAGGUGGAAGCUGCUAAGGUUCUAGCUGAUGAAGGUGGGACUGCUGAUGCGAAACAGACACAAAAGAAUCGAGAAAAGUACAUAUUUGACGCGCACAAGCUGGUGAAGAAAUUGGUUGCAGCGAAUUAUCCCGAAGCUAUGUUCUACUUGGCCGAUUGUCACGGUCAAGGACUUUUGGGGUUGGCAGUGGAUCCCAAGGAGGCUUUUCACCUGUAUCAGUCCGCCGCCAAAUUGAAUCACGCUCAAAGUGCGUAUCGAGUGGCGGUUUGUUGCGAACUGGGAUCUGAAGAAGGUGGUGGGACUCGACGCGACCCAAUGAAGGCUAUUCAGUGGUACAAGCGAGCGGCAACCCUCGGAGAUACACCGGCCAUGUACAAGAUUGGCAUGAUCCUUCUGAAGGGGCUACUCGGGCAGCCGAAGAACCCGCGCGAAGCCGUGUCUUGGCUCAAGAGAGCGGCAGAACGGGCGGACAAAGACAAUCCGCAUGCUCUGCACGAGCUGGGCCUGCUUUACGAGUCGGCAUCGGGGAAUGACAGUAUCAUCCGUGACGAAAAGUAUGCGUUCCAGUUGUUUCAACAGGCCUCGGAGCUGGGAUAUAAGUAUUCACAAUUCCGGCUGGGUUCGGCCUACGAGUACGGGCUGCUCGGAUGUCCCAUCGAUCCUCGGCAAAGUAUUGCGUGGUAUACACGGGCCGCGGCCCAGGCCGAGCAUCAGUCCGAAUUGGCACUGAGUGGGUGGUACCUCACGGGCUCAGAGCCGUUGCUCCAACAGAGUGAUACGGAGGCAUUCCUUUGGGCGAGAAAGGCAGCCAGUUCAGGGCUGGCAAAGGCUGAAUACGCGAUGGGAUACUUCUAUGAAGUCGGCAUCGGAACGGCCGUAGACGUCGAGGAGGCGAAGCGCUGGUAUUACAGGGCUGCUUGUGAGUAUCCUCCCUACCCCAACAGGAGAUUCAGUGUGCGUCGUUUUGGGGCUAACGGUGGUAAAUUGCAGCUCAAAAUUUCCCAAAAGCACGAGAACGGCUGGAGGAGUUGAAGAGGGGACAGAAGAUGCAAAAGACCAGGGUAUCGCGCUCGAAUGUCAAUCGGCAGGGUGAUGGGGAGUGUGUGGUGAUGUAGGGUGAUUUGUGCAAUGGACAUGGAAUACGGGCAUGUGCUGGUAUGAGGGCACGACUGAUGCUCAGAGUAACAUUCUUGACAUGAGAGUUGCUGUGUAAUGAAAGGCAAGUGAUAUGAUAGCGGCCUUGCGUGAUAGUAUCGGCGCAUUGUGCUGCAUGAAUCUGAUUGACAGACAGCGUAAGAUCGAGCAUUGAAUGCGAGGCGUUGUAGAUUCAGAAUAUAAUAUCUUAAUUGCUCGAGA